This is a messenger RNA of Salvia miltiorrhiza (redroot sage), 1331 nucleotides long. RefSeq names its product binding partner of ACD11 1. NCBI's taxonomy places the organism in Eukaryota, Viridiplantae, Streptophyta, Magnoliopsida, Lamiales, Lamiaceae. The record is from RefSeq and is a predicted model, not a curated record. Gene Ontology annotation, molecular function: RNA binding. Bases 382 to 1107 code for a protein of 241 amino acids. The transcript is spliced from 6 exons.
CUGCAUUAAUUGCCACCUAUUGAAGGGAGCUCAACUUUUCACCUUUAAAUUUAUAGAUUUUUUGUAACACUAAAAUAUCAGUGUAGAUCGAACGGCUUAAUUAACCUUCAAAACCGUGCAACAGAAGAAGAAUUCGAAUGCGAGUCAUGCGACUGAUUCUCAUUUCUCAAGAGUCAUCAUCAAUAAUAGUAUUUCAUAUGCAAAAUUGAUGGAUCAUACCGAGACAAUAAAAGGAGAAUUGCAGCCAACUUCACCAAGCUGGACGAUCGAUGUUUCAGAUGUGAGAUAAGGACUAUUAAGGUGAGCAAUGUCUCACUAGAUGUGUCCGAACGAGAUAUAUUUGAGUUGUUUACAUUUUCUGGAAACAUACAGUAUAUUGAGAUGCAGAGGGAAAGUGAAACCACUCAGGUUGCUUAUGUCACCUUCAUGGAUCCUCAGGAUGCAGAGAGAGCUGCCCUUUUGACAGGAUCCAAGUUAGCUGAUCUCUAUGUGUCGAUAACUCUGAUUAAGAAUUAUCAACUGCCUCCAGAUGCUGCUACCUUGACAUCAUCUCCCAAGUCAAGUGCUGUGAAGAAGGCUGAGGAUGUGGUGAGCACCAUGCUAGCUAGGGGGUUUGUCUUGGGAAAGGAUGGCCUCAGAAGGGCAAAGUCGCUGGAUGAGAAGCACAAACUGACAGUAAACGCGUUGGCUACCGUUGCUUCCCUUGAUAGAAGAAUUGGGCUGAGCGAGAAGCUAAGCAUGGGCACAGCUGCAGUAAACGAGAAGGUGAGAGAAAUGGAUGAGCUGCUGCAAGUAUCGGACAUGACAAAGUCCGCCUACGCAGCUGCUGAGGAGAAGGCCAGCAGUGCAGGAUCUGCCAUCAUGAACAAUCGCUAUGUCUUGACCGGAGCUUCAUGGGUCACGAAUGCAUACAUAGCUGUCACAAAGGCGGCCGAGGAUGUAGGGGCCAUGACAAUGGAGAAAGUGGAGAAGGCCGAGGAGGAGAAGAGGGAGACCCUACGAAGAGAGGGGGAGGCAAUAUAUUCCCAGUUCAUCAAUGCCAGUCGCCGCGACUUGUCUCCAGCCCUUCCUAUCACUUCAGCUCAUGCCAGUAGCAACCAUUUCUGAUUGCUUUAUGUUUUACCAACCAAAAAUUUGACAUUCUUUAUCAUAACAAUGACUAAAAGAUGUAAAAAAAAUUACAUCCUUUGGGAAUACCGCAAUUACAUGAGUGGUAAGUAGUUUAUGAUGAGUUGAAAAGAAUAACAUCACCCUACAGUUAUCAGGGGCUGCUUACAGUAAGAAUGUAUUGUGUUGCUUACAAAUUCUAUUCCGAUUUACAAUGUUGCUUG